AUGGGUCAAUGUCUAUCCGGACAACAAUCCCGUCAAGAUGUUAACCAAACGAAUGAGUCUUCAUCAAAAUCGAUCCUAAAGUUACCCAAGUUAUAUGCUCCAAAUCCAUUGUUAACCAGAGAGGAAGUGGAAACCUCGAGAAAUGAAUUUUGGGAAACCUGCUGGGCCUAUGGAGGAUCCAGAGAAAUUUGGGAAGCACUGCGUAACAUAAUUAACUUGCUGUACGAAGGGAAUGCAGAGUCAGCAACUGAAUUGGCUUCUGCGGCCGAUUUGACAAUACCUGACAACGAUAUUGGAAAGGGAGCUUAUGAUUCAAAAGGAACUUUCUAUGAAAUACCAAAAAUCGUUGCUAGAAUUCCUAGGGCAUUUGCGGAGAAGGAAGAAUCCGAUGACGAACAAGAAACCUCCCAUAAUAGUCUUGAGAAUGGAAAAUAUUCCGAGAAAACAUGUACUGCCACGCAAGUCACCUCUGUAAGUCCUGUGGAUAAUGCUGAAAAACCAGAGCCUCUAGACUCCGUCAUAAUUCGCUAUUGCGUGGACGAAAAGGAUUACAAAAUUCAAAUCAAUGGAAAUGCUCCUUUGCUCCAAGCGAAAUCCGCAUUUCUUGAGGCUGGUUUAGAUUCGGUUCAGAGAUUAUUUUUUCUAGGUCGCAUCUUACAUUGGAAAAAAACUCUUCGUCAACAGGGCUGGUCUCCAGGUAUGGUUGUUCAGGCCAUGUAA
Schizosaccharomyces osmophilus is the source of this 720-nucleotide messenger RNA. Its product is annotated as ubiquitin family protein, UBTD1-like protein. The record is from RefSeq and is a predicted model, not a curated record. NCBI's taxonomy places the organism in Eukaryota, Fungi, Ascomycota, Schizosaccharomycetes, Schizosaccharomycetales, Schizosaccharomycetaceae. The transcript has a single exon. The coding region runs from base 1 to 720 and encodes 239 amino acids.